Molecule: messenger RNA, 1944 nt
Organism: Glycine soja
Lineage: Eukaryota; Viridiplantae; Streptophyta; Magnoliopsida; Fabales; Fabaceae
Product: transcription factor MYB35-like
Exons: 3
Coding region: 673-1800 (375 amino acids)
Source: RefSeq, a predicted model, not a curated record
UGAAUUGAUAGUAUAAAUCAAUUAAACAUGAUUAAAGUGAAAGCAGUAAGACUUGUGCUUUAGUAAUACAUAGAUAGAUUAGAAAGGUACAUAAUAGAUGGGUUGAUGCAAGCACCACCUUAAGUUGCACAUGACAACUUCGAUUCCUUAAGCUUUUCUUUGCCAAAAAGAGAAAUAAAGUAAGAAAUGGUGACGUACUAGAAUUCAUUUUUAUUAUAAAUUACUGAUAGAAUGCUUACAUAGGCUCUAUCAUUUUGAAUCUAUCUUGUGACAAGGGUCUAGAUGGACGUUUUCUUUAUUAUUUUUUAUUUAUGCAAAGGCAUAUUGUACUGUUGGGAGUUGGCAAUAUUGUACUGUUAAUGAAAGUAAUUUGAUUGCAUUAUCAAAAUCAGUUAACUUAUUCAGUUUUAACCAAAUAGGGUCAUUCAAAUUGUACCUGAAAUAGAUAUUGCUUUUGGGGUGAGGAAGCAUAUGAGAGAGAGAAGGAAUGGGGAGGCACUUGCAUUAUGUUUCUGAUGUCAUACAAAUGGUUUUGGUUUUUUAUUUUGUUUACAGAAAGAUGAAUAUAAUGAUGCAAUUGUUGUUAAUAGGAGCCAAUAUUUGCAUGCUUUUCUUGCCUCUUCGUAUCUUAAACAAUAUUAGCCCCUUUUAGUACUUCAAAGUAACCCUUCAAUGCAUAUUGCAUCACCAUUACAUAAUUCACUCACUCCUAUUCCCUUACAUCUCUUCUUCUUCUUUGUCUUAUUUCUUCUCUCAUUUCAAAAAAUGGGAAGGCCUCCUUGUUGUGACAAAUCCAAUGUGAAAAGGGGUCUUUGGACUCCUGAGGAAGAUGCUAAAAUACUUGCCUAUGUGGCCAAUCAUGGAACUGGAAACUGGACAUUGGUUCCGAAGAAAGCAGGGCUUAAAAGGUGUGGUAAAAGCUGCAGGCUAAGAUGGACCAACUACCUAAGACCUGACCUCAAGCAUGAUGGUUUUACUCCCCAAGAAGAAGAGCUCAUUAUUAACCUACAUGGAGCCAUAGGAAGCAGAUGGUCUAUAAUUGCAAAAAGACUACCCGGAAGAACAGACAAUGAUGUCAAGAACUACUGGAACACAAAGCUAAGGAAGAAGCUUAUGAAGAUGGGAAUUGAUCCGGUGACACAUAAGCCGGUAUCACAAGUCCUCUCUGACUUGGGAAGCAUUAGUGGCCUCCCAAACACCACCACAAACCAAAUUGCUUUUAUCAACAAGGACUUGAUGAGCAACAUGCUACCAAUUACCAAAACUGAACCAUCAGGUUCCAACAACUCAACGGUGGAGCACACACAAGAGGGUCAAGUUCCCUCAUGGGAACACCACAUUCCUUACCAAGUUAUCAUCAACUCCGAAAAUAUUCAAUCACAUGUCUUAAGUGAAGCUGCAUCCUCAACCUCAUCCUCAUCUUCCUCUAAUAUCACGCAAUUAGGAUCACCACAAUCCUACUCUUGCCAAACCCCUCAGGCUCAAAUUGCCCCUCCUUGUUCCAACUUUGAUUGGAGUGAGUUUCUUCAAAGUGACUCAUUUAAUUGGUCAUUGAACCCCUCCUCAGGUAUAAUUCAAAGUGAAGCUGAACUUUCCAACAAUGCCAAAAGCAAUGGCAAUGACAUGCAAGGAGAUGCAAGUGAGGGUUCUGGUUCUGGUGCUGUUGCUUGUGGUGCAAGCAUGGAAUAUCAAAUUAACAAGCAGUGUGAAGCUCAUUCAUUUGUGGAUGGUAUUUUGGACAGGAAUAGUGAGAUAAGAGCAGCAUUCCCUGAGCUUUUGGAUGCUUCUUUUGACUACUAAGUGCUUAGUUGUAUCAUUUUGUUUUCUGCUUAUUGAAAAUUAGUAGGAUAAUUAAGUACUAGACUUUUCACAUUAGACUCAGUCCCUAGGAUGUGGAAAAAAAGUUAGACCAUUCAUUAUGCUUUUCUAGUUUCAGAUUUUAUU